AUGUUGGUCUCCUAUGGAAUUAAGGGUGCUGGUCCUGCGGCAGGGUCACCUCAGGUGCGGGUCCGCUGUGGARCCGGUGCCCCUUUGGCAGUGUCGCCUCAAGUGCCCGCUCCCUGUGAAGCCAUGGCUGCAGUUAAAAAGACAAUCAGCGUUAUGGAGGAGGACUUAGAAGUGCUCAAGGAACAGGCUGUGACUAAAAAUAAAUCUCUUUAUGUUCUUAGAGUUUCUCCAUGUGAAGCUGAACAACUUCAGGAAUUAGUGCAUCAGAUUGACAUCAUGGUAAACAGAAAGCAAGUAGAAUGGGAAAGAAAGAUGAGAGCUUUAGAAGCAAAGAUGGAUAUCCAGGAUCAAGAAUUAGCAAGUGCCCAAAGCAAACUGGAUCAAAAAGGUCAAGAGGUGGGACUACUUCAGCAAGAAUUGGAAAACUUACAGAAAACUAARUAUGAAAUGGCUCAGAGUUACGAAACUCAGCUUCAAGCACCAAAAUCUCAAUUCUCAAAGUUGACAGAUACUUAUGAAAAGCUACAGUCACAUCGGGUAAAACAAAAAAAUGUCAAAAGUAGUGAAAAAUGUGAGGAAAACCUGGAGACACCAUCUGACCCAAGGAAUUUAUACAUGAAACUGGAGGAAUUUAAGGAAAAAUCAAGAGAAUGGGAGAAGAAUGGGACAAURUGUCAAAAUAACCCUGUUUAUUUAGAUGUGCAACCAAAACUAUUGCCCGAGAAAUGUAAUUUAUUUCAGAACCGAAAUUAUCAAUCCCAAACACACAUUAAGAAACAAAGCCAAGAAGAGCUAAUUACCUAUGCCCAGCCCAAAAGUGAAAGUGAUUAUUUGAUUAUUGAAAAGCUAAAGGAMACUGUGAAUGAAAUAGCAAGAAACAAGAAUAAACUGGAAGAGGAAAAUAUGAAACUCCGUGAGGAUCUAAAAAUGUACCAAAACCAGUGCCAGAAUAUGGAGGCAGACGUUUUAGAAAUGAGAAAUGAGCUGCAGUCAAGAGAUAGUCUCUGGAGAAGGAUGCAACUGGAAUGCCAACAGUUGCAUACAGAAUUAUUGAAAAUCAAAGAGUAUAAAGAUAUGCAGAAAAUUCAAAUAAAGCAUCAAACAUCUCACGUUGAGCUUACUGAGCAACUAGAAGAUAAAAACACUGAGUUAUUGCUAUUUGCAGAAAGUCAAGAACUCCAAGAACAUCUGAACAAGAUAAGAAACCAUGUUUAUCGAGAGGAGCAGUCCCAUCGCUCUGAGCAGGAAAGAACGAAGACAGAAAUCUCUGACCUGACAAAGGAGCUUCAUCAGAAGGAGAUCACUAUAGCAACUAUCAUGGAGAAAGCUAGUCUUCUGGAAAGGCAGUUAAAAAUGGAGUUAGAGACAAAACACAAAUUGUUAGCAAAACAACAGYUGUUGGAAUUCCAUUACCAAGUUAUCCAAUCUGAAAACACACAUCUAAAAGAGRUGGUGGAAAACCAGGAGUGUGAAAGUUGCAUGAGUAUAGAUUUAUGUAACAAAGAACAUGGAAAUUUCACAGCUUCUGUUCACAAAAUGAAACGUGAGAAUUUAAGACGACAAAAUAGCCUUGUUAAACAACAAAAUUACACAGAAACAUCGAUGCUGGGUUGCAUGGAUACAUAUAGGGAAGCAGAGCACAGCUACCAAACCCAUUCAAAGAUGCAAGGAAAGGAAGAGAGAUCAUUCGAAAAUAAAGAUGCAUGGGAAGUGGAGUGUCAACAGCCUGCUAUGCUCACUGCUGGUGGAUACCACAGGAACUGCAGUCCUGAUUUAUAUGGCCAAGGCAAUAUCACUGGUUCAAAAAGUGAUAGCUCUUUCUCUUCUCAUCCACUUCACAGAGGUCAUGAAAAGACAAUAGUUCAUAAAUCUCCAUUACCAGCAGUGGGGUAUCCUUUGGGCUUUCUKGAGCCAUUUCCUGAAAUGGGCACAACAGGCAGCUUUCAGAGCCCUGCUUAUAGUGCGGAAGAAAUCAAAUUAUCAUCUCCCCCUGAGAUGUCCUUCCUUACAACAACCGAAAAGUUCCUCCAGGAGGAAGAGGAACAUGCAAGAGAGUUUGAAGAACGUUUGAAUUCACACCUUGAAGAGCUGCAAAGAUAUUCUGAAAAUACUCUAAAAAAAUAUGCCAGGAUGCAGCAAAGCAGGCAUACUUAAGCCAGUCACACAAUUAAGAAAAGCAAACCAAGUAAUCACCCAUGAGUUUCUUAGAACUAAAAUCUGCAACUAGCUGCUUAAUGUAUUUAGGCACAUUGCCAGCAGAAUAUAUUUGUAACACCAAGUUUUCAA
This is a messenger RNA of Malurus melanocephalus (red-backed fairy wren), 2286 nucleotides long. It is a transcript of the gene DEUP1, whose product is annotated as deuterosome assembly protein 1. The record is from RefSeq and is a predicted model, not a curated record. Gene Ontology annotation, cellular component: deuterosome; centriole. Lineage: Eukaryota; Metazoa; Chordata; Aves; Passeriformes; Maluridae. Gene Ontology annotation, biological process: de novo centriole assembly involved in multi-ciliated epithelial cell differentiation; centriole replication. The transcript is spliced from 14 exons. Bases 1 to 2154 code for a protein of 717 amino acids.